GGUGUCCAAUAUGACAUCUGAUUCGCCAGCCCGUCCGAGAUGUCACUUUAAGCUAUCAUCAGGCCCCUGACGGCUGAAAGAUUGCUGGGCUCGAUUACAUUGAUCAUAUACUCGGUCUUACGACCCUCAAUAAGAUGCCGAUUCUGAUUUCCUCGCCGUUGUCUAUCGUCGUCACAUCACUAUGCGCGGUGCAUACUUGCUGCCGGCCUUCGUGGGCGUUGUCGUCGCAGCAUCUUGUAACGGCAACGACGCUCUCUGCGGAAAGAAGUAUUCUGACGUGACGUUUGUCGGAUCCCACAACAGUGCCUUUGUUGGCAUCACUCCGGCCCACAAUCAAUAUGUAUCGGUAACAGACCAGCUUGAUCUCGGCGUACGCUUCCUACAAGCUCAAACUCAAAACAAGGACGGUCAGAUACAGAUGUGCCAUACGGACUGCGCUCUGUUAGACUCUGGGCCGUUGUCCAAGUAUCUCGAAGAGAUAACCACUUGGAUAGAGGCGCAUCCGCGGGAAGUGGUCACUUUGCUUCUAACAAACAUUGACGCAAUGCCGGUCACGCAAUUCGGCGACACUUUCAAGAGUACGGGGUUGGACAAGUACGUCUUCAAGCCUGACGAGAAAGUGGCCAUAGACCAGUGGCCUACACUCCAGACCCUGAUUGAUGAUGGGACGAGACUGGUCGUAUUCAUGGACUAUCAUGCCGAUACGAGCAAAGUCGAUUACAUUCUCGACGAGUUUCAAUAUUACUGGGAGACUCCUUUCGGGGAGACCAACUCAAAUUUCCCCAGCUGCAAUAUCGACCGGCCGCAAGGUCUAGAUCCGAAUGGCUACAUGUAUCUUGUCAACCACUUCCUCGACAUUGAGCUCUUCGCAGGCAUCAAGAUCCCCAACCAAAUAGAAGCACCAAAGACGAAUUCCCUGUCGUCCAUUGACAAGCAAGUCAACUUGUGUAGAGGCAUGUGGGGAAGGACACCGAGUGUAGUUUUGCUCGACUGGAUCAACAUUGGCGAGGCAAUCAAGGCACAGAGCCAAUACAACGCAUAAAGAAAGGAGUUUAUGUUGGGAUGAUAGUUCCAGGAGCCGUGAUUUCAGUUGGUAUCAUAGAAAGGCAGUUCGAUGAUGAGGGCUGUGUAAUCAUUGGUGUAUGGCAAUCGAGAAGACGAGGAGCACUCAAAUUGGCAUAUUUAGGGCUGCGCUGCCCAGGUAUCUAGCGAGAGAAUCGCGCUUGGGGAACCUGAGAUACAUUUUCAGGGCACGCGAGGAUGGAACUUCUUGUUGGCGAAAGAUGAGGGUGACACCCGUAGGCAGCCUCAAUGUCGGAAGUGAGCGAAGCCACUCUCGGUGUCCCAAUCGGGCAAGUCACUUUUCUGU
This is a messenger RNA of Colletotrichum godetiae, 1369 nucleotides long. RefSeq names its product PLC-like phosphodiesterase. Lineage: Eukaryota; Fungi; Ascomycota; Sordariomycetes; Glomerellales; Glomerellaceae. The transcript is spliced from 3 exons. The coding region runs from base 182 to 1042 and encodes 286 amino acids. Gene Ontology annotation, molecular function: phosphoric diester hydrolase activity. The record is from RefSeq and is a predicted model, not a curated record. Gene Ontology annotation, biological process: lipid metabolic process.